Messenger RNA from Dermacentor silvarum, 1677 nucleotides. RefSeq lists its product as uncharacterized. The coding region runs from base 690 to 1274 and encodes 194 amino acids. The record is from RefSeq and is a predicted model, not a curated record. NCBI's taxonomy places the organism in Eukaryota, Metazoa, Arthropoda, Arachnida, Ixodida, Ixodidae. The transcript is spliced from 2 exons.
GACAAGGGCUAGUGUCAAUAUUCUUCCUAUUGCGACUUCAAUAACGUUUUUCUGUGAACUGUGAGGCCUUAUACAUUUUGCUGACACCGCAGUUCUUGCCUCCUGAACUGCGAUAUUUAGUUUUCCUGGCGCAGAGGGCUCCGCCAACGGAGCAACGGCGAGCGGAGAAGGCGGUCUCAGCGGCAGGAGGAGAUUCAUAGGUGUCCGAAUAAUUGCGGCGUUGUUGGAAACGUGGCGCAUAUGGACGCACAUUGUUGGAGACGUUCGGUGCAAGUAGGCGACAGUGACAUGCCACGUGUCCAGCACGGCCGCAAUAAAAACAAAUCGGACGGUUGUCUUCCGUGCGCCAAUGGUCUUGAUGUCGGGCAUGCUGUACCACUGGUAGGGCGGGAGGGGAUACAGGCGGGGGCAAAGGCGGGCAAAGUGGACCUUAGGUCUGCAGUCCAGGUCUCGCAGUGACUUCGGUGUAUGUCAGGGGAGCGGCAGUCGGAGCCUGAUGGAAAGAAGGCGGGACGUGGUCGGCUACCUGCUCCUUGAUGACAUUGUGAUGUUAUUGGGUGCAGGAUCACUCCAGAAAGAGAUAGAAGCAGCACGCAGAAGCACAAAAACACAUCAGACUUGUAUUGGACACACGUAAUACGUUGAAAUGGCACACACGCAACAGUUCCCCAAAAUACAUUCUAGAAAACAUGCAGCUAUAUAUAGAUCAGUCAAACGUAAUCUGCCUACAGUUCAUGCGGAAGCAGGUGUCGCUGUGUCGGAGACGUCGCGGAACCAGUGUCGGACAGCAGUGUCGGUCAACAGGGUCAGACAGCAGGGUUGGACAGCAGGGUCGAGCUGCAGGGUCAAACCGCCUCGUGGAGCUCAGGUGGCUCUGUGCCACAGUCGAUGUACCAGAGCCUUCGCGUGCCCGGUUUCCCGACGGCGGGGUUUGCGCCCCGGAGCACACUGCAGCAGCCCACCGGGUCACGUCCACAGCUGGCGAGGUAGCCCUGUGGCCGCUCACUCGAACGCUCGUUCAGCCAGGCUCAGGACCGCCAGCCUUCCUGGACCAGUUGCCCAGUGGAAGAACUGGACGAGGUAGCCCUGGUGGUCGCUCACCCGAAUGCUCGAUCAGCCAGGCUCAGGACCGCCAGCCCUCCUGGACCAGUUGCCCAGCGGAAGAACUGGACGAGGUAGCCCUGGUGGCCGCUCACCCGAAUGCUCAAUCAGCCAGGCUCAGGACCGCCAGCCCUCCUGGACCAGUUGCCCAACGGAAGAACUGGACGAGGUAGCCCUGGUAGCCGCUCACCCGAAUGCUCGAUCAGCCAGGCUCAGGACCGCCAGCCCUCCUGGACCAGUUGCCCAGCGGAAGAACUGGACGAGGUAGCCUGAUUCGGGUGCAGAUCUAGUGAUGGGGCGGCAAUAGCUCCUAUGGGCCGGGCGCCCAGCGAGGACGCUCUGCCGUCGAACGCCGAACCUCGCGCACUGCUCACGCCACGGGCCACACUCUCUCGAGCCACGCUUUUCGAGGCGCCACUGUCGACGCUCACCAAUUGGUGUCGAUGAUGAUGAUGAUGACGACCUUAAUGUACAUACCCACUCAUGGGUAUUGGCCAAGAGUCGGUGUCCUCUUCGCCACCGCAUGGCACACUGUCUUCAUAUGUUUUUACUUGCCACUCCCGCAUGCAAUAUAUU